Molecule: messenger RNA, 2073 nt
Organism: Anarrhichthys ocellatus (wolf-eel)
Lineage: Eukaryota; Metazoa; Chordata; Actinopteri; Perciformes; Anarhichadidae
Product: kinesin-like protein KIF1C
Exons: 10
Coding region: 1-2073 (690 amino acids)
Molecular function (GO): protein binding
Source: RefSeq, a predicted model, not a curated record
AUGUUGCCAGUGGUGGUGACUCUAGAGCCGCUGGUGGGAGCGGAGACGUACGUCAAUGGGAAGCAGAUCGAGGACGCCGUCGUCCUCAAACAAGGUCACCGCAUCGUGAUGGGGAAGAACCACGUGUUCCGGUUCAACCACCCGGAGCAGGCUCGGCUGGAGAGGGAGCGCAGCGCCACCGCCGACCAGCAGGGGGAGCCGGAGGACUGGAACUACGCCCAGAAGGAGCUGCUGGAGAAACAGGGCAUCGACAUCAAGCUGGAGAUGGAGAAGAGACUGCAGGACAUGGAGGUUCAGUACCGUAGAGAGAAGGAGGAGGCUGAUCUGCUGCUGGAGCAACACAGACUGUAUGCAGACAGUGACAGUGGAGACGACUCAGACAAACGGUCCUGUGAGGAGAGCUGGAGGCUGAUCUCCUCUCUGAGGGAGAAGCUACCUGCUAACAAGGUCCAGUCCAUAGUGAAGCGGUGUGGUCUCCCCAGCAGUGGGAAGAGGAGGGAGCCUCUCCGGGUCUACCAGAUCCCUCAGAGGAGGAGGAUCAGCAAAGACCCAAAACGGGUCACCAUGGAGGACCUCCGCAUGCAGGCGGUCAAGGAGAUCUGCUACGAGGUGGCUCUGGGAGACUUCCGUCACUCCCGUCAGGAGAUAGAAGCUCUGUCCAUCGUGAAGAUGAAGGAGCUGAGCCGCAUGUAUGUAAAGAAGGACCCCAACGAGAGAGAGAGCUGGAGGUUGGUGUCCCAGGACGUGUGUGACACGGUGGGCAUCGGGGAGGAGAGGAGCCCCCCCACGGAGGAGGGGGGGGGAGGGGGAGAGACGGGGGAGGGAGGAGGAGAGAAGGCGUACGACCUGAAGGCUCACAUCGAUAAAUUGACCGACAUUCUGGAGGAAGUGAAGCUGCAGAACAACAUGAAGGACGAGGAGAUCAAAGCUCUGAGAGACCGGAUGAUCAAGAUGGAGAGCAUCAUACCUGUCCAGGGCGACGAGGACGAGGAGGCGAACGUUGAAGAAGAAGAAGAAGAAGAAGAGGGCGGGUCUCCUCAGAGGGGCGAGGCCGGCGACGCCCCCCCACAACGCCGCCAGCCGGAGGUCCAGGUGAAGCAGCUGAUGGACGAGGACCCGGCCUUCAGGAGAGGGCGCCUCCGCUGGCUGAAGCAGGAACAGCAGCGGCUCCUGAACCUUCAGCAGCAGAACAUCACCAAGAAACUACGAGGACAGAACCAGACCCAGGGUCAGAACUCCCCCGUUGUCCCCGUUCACCUCCCCGGGACCGGCCGCUUCAUCCCCCCCCAGGAGUGCAAGCUCAAGUUUCCCUUCAAGAGUAACCCCGCCCACCGGUUGUCAUGGGGACCGGCCAGCGCCGCCCUGCAGGCUCUGGGUCUGGGGGAGGGAGGGGUAGACUGGGGGGAGGAGGAGGGAGGAGGAGGAGGAGGAGGAGGAGGAGGAGGAGGAGGAGGAGGCGGUAAAAGCUCCCCAUCGCCCCCUCCCCCUCAGGGUCCCCCUCUCUUGCCCCUCCCCUUCCUGGCUCCGCCCCCUCGCAUGCGCACCCCGAGCCCUCAUCGCGCCUGGCAGCAACGCAACCAGGGCGGCUUCUACUACCAGGGCGGCAACCAGAACCAGCAACGGCGCCACCGCCGCAACUCUCUGGACAGCUCCGCCCACAGCAACGGUAGCUAUGACCACGACCAGCAUCAUCAGGGAGGCGGCGGUGGUCACCAGGGACGACCGAGACAGAGGAGGGGGGCAUCGCCCGGACCCGGUGGUGAGAGAGGAGGAGGGGGAGGGGGGGGGAGGGGCAGAGAUGGAGGCUUCUAUUACAAUCCUCACCAGCAACACCCGUUCCAGCACCACCCCUACUACAGCCCCCACAAUGCACCAUUCCAGCCGGGACCUUACCCCAACUACCACAGCCUGCCGCGCUCCGGGGUCCCGCCCCCUCUCGCCGACAUGCUGCUGCUGGGGGCGGGGCCGCCACCACCACCGCCGCCUGGUGGGUGGGGCUUCACCACCCCCCCCAGGAUGAGACGGCAGUUCAGUGCACCGGACCUCAAACACAACAAGGAGACACCCAUCUGA